AUGUGUGGAAGAAGUUCUCUAUCUCUUGCACCCCCGCAAUUCCGCGAUGUUGCCAGCCGUCAACUCGGAGCAGAUAUGCACCAGACAGUUUGGAUCGGACAGGCUCUAUUCAAGCCACUGUACAAUUUCAGCAUGGGAGCAUGCUUACCCAUAAUUUAUUAUGAUCCAAGUGUUUCGGAUCAUGAUGAUGAAAAAUUGAAAAUGGAGGAGGCUCCAUCGGCUGCUGACGAAAAGAAUUUUCUCAUCAAAAAGGAAAAUAAUCCAAUUCAUUCAUCUAAUCAUGUAAUUUCUCACAAGGAUAUGAUUAAACAAGAAAUUAAAGAAGAAGAGCCUUUGAUUCAAGUCAAGAAGGAGGAAUCUAGUACACCUCCUCUGUCAAAGAUACAUGGACUUCAUCUACAAACCAUGACUUGGGGACUCACCUCGUACACGAGUGAUCAUCACCAACUACACACUGUAAAAGCUAUUAAUGCUCGAGCAGAGACAUUGCAGGAAAAGCCAACCUUCAAACGAUUGCUCAACAAGCACAGAGCUAUUCUAUUUGUUGAAGGAUUUUAUGAAUGGAAGAGCGCUCAGCUGAAUACAGGAAAGAAACAACCAUAUUACAUUCAUCCAAAAGAAAAAGGUACACUUAUGUGUUUUGCAGUCUUUAUGACAAGCAAGAACCUUCAAAUGCAACCAAUGGUUACAACUUCACUAAUGCCUGCAAUUCUUACGAGUACGUCUGACAUUAGAAAAUGGUUAGGUAUUGAUCCUACAGAUGACGUCUUGUCCCUAUUGAAAACUUGUGAUUUUUCUCAACAUUUAAGCAUGUAUGAAGUGUCAGAUUUUGUGAAUAGUGCAACGAAUCAAUCAUCCAAAUGUGUCAAACCUCUUAAGGAAAUUCAACAUGGAAAAGGGUCCUUACAUUCGUAUUUCAAACCAGCAGCUCCAAGCGUGUGA
This is a messenger RNA of Naegleria lovaniensis, 942 nucleotides long. RefSeq lists its product as uncharacterized. NCBI's taxonomy places the organism in Eukaryota, Heterolobosea, Eutetramitea, Acrasida, Naegleriidae. Bases 1 to 942 code for a protein of 313 amino acids. The record is from RefSeq and is a predicted model, not a curated record. Gene Ontology annotation, molecular function: single-stranded DNA binding. Gene Ontology annotation, biological process: DNA damage response. The transcript is spliced from 2 exons.